Messenger RNA from Nematocida minor, 1971 nucleotides. RefSeq lists its product as uncharacterized. The transcript has a single exon. NCBI's taxonomy places the organism in Eukaryota, Fungi, Microsporidia. The record is from RefSeq and is a predicted model, not a curated record. The coding region runs from base 1 to 1971 and encodes 656 amino acids.
AUGAAAUGGGCGAGCUUUUUGAAGUUUCUGGGAAUAUCAUCGAGUGCGGGCGAGUCCUACCCCGAUGGAAACUACGUGGGGACUCUCAACAACAAAGAAGUCACCAUAUACAACACAUCCCAGCCCACCUACAGGCUCGUGUACGACCACCAUGUAACAGGAGUCAGGCUGCUCAACCUGCAGGCCAUAAAAAAGAACAAAAAACACAUUAAUGCAAUUAUGGUCCUAUCUAAAACAGGCGGAGAUAACGAGUACAAAAUACUCAUAAAGCCAGGAGACAGGCCAGCAUCCCUCAAAAACAGGACACAGAAGCUCUUGUGUGUGGUUAAGAGUGAGUACAAAAUAACCGCAUGCAAGAAGGAUGCAAGUUCGCACACUUAUACACUUAAGUGGAGGAUCAAGCCAUUCACCAACGGGUAUAAAAUAACAGACAGUGACACUGAAUCGUGUCUUGUCAGAGACACAGACCAUGGAAUACUAAAAAUAGAGUCCUGCAGUAAAAGCACGCCUGAGCAGCGGUUUGAUAUGCUGGAAGUAGCAGACGAUCCGUACAAAUCGCUGUACCUCGGGGCAGGGCAAUUGCUUGCGUACGAGAUGCAGUCGAGCGGAGCAGGAGGAUCACUUCCCAGCUGGAUGAUCAAGGGGCUGGCGGGUGGUGGGAGCCAUCAUCACAAUAGUUCAGGUAACAAUGGAAAUAAUCAUUAUGACGAAAAUGGAAAUUAUAACGGAAAUAGUCCAUGGCGCAAUCAUGAUGGAUAUGGAGAGAAUGGGAAUCCACACCAAUCAGGCAAUGGAUAUAACCCAUCUGGGCCUUCGUCUUACUGGAACCACAACAACAAUCAGCCGUGGAUGGGUGACCAAGGAGGAAAUGGUGGGCAUGGGAAUAAUGGAUGGAAUAAUGGUAACAAUGGAAAUAAUGGUCAUGGUAUGAAUAACGGUAACAGUGGAUGGAAUAAUGGUCAUGGUAUGAAUAACGGAAAUAAUAACUGGAAUAAUAAUGGAAAUAAUAACUGGAAUAAUGGGCACAAUGGAAAUAACGGACAUAAUGGGUGGAAUAAUGGAAAUAAUGGCCAUGGUGGAAAUAAUGGAAAUAAUUGGAAUAAUGGACCGAGUGGAAGUAAUGGUCAUGGUAUGAAUAACAAUGGAUGGAAUAACGGUCAUGGAAAUAAUAACUGGAAUAAUGGACAUGGUGGGCUAGGCGGUAACAAUGGAUGGAAUAGCGGAAAUAAUGGAUCAGGCAACAAUAAUAAUAACUGGAGCAAUGGAGCUGGUAUGGCAGGGAGUGGAAGCCAUAUCAUCAACUUGCAUGAUCUUGGUAAUAAUAUUGUACGACUGAAGGACAUUGUUAAAACGCUUAAAACAUUCUGCACGGAGGCCUUCAGCGACUUUGGAAUGUGUGCACAGUCGAAUAGUAUGGGCGAUAUGAGCGAGCAGCAGAUACAGGAUCUUAUCUCAAAACACAUAUCACCAGAGCAGGCGAGAGGAAUAAUGGAGAAAUACGGCCCAAAUAGAUCAGAAAGUCAUAAGAAUGCUCGCAGAGACAGGACAAGACACUCUAGAAGAAAAACAGGAAGAGAUAACGAACUAUCUAGAGACUCACCAGGCUACGAAAGAUCGCAUAGAAGGAUAAAUGACCGCACGGAAAGAAGAGACUAUGUAACAGAUGGUAUGCAUAGGCAUUACUCUGAUAAUAAUGAAGUAUCGCAUAGACCAUCUGAAGAAUACCGUUAUGCCAGAGGAAGAAGGCCUUUAAGCAGACAUAGAAGUAGAUCUAGAAACAGAAAGCUACUUGAGUGCUAUUCACUAGAUGAUGUAGACUGCGAGCCACGCCGCAGCAGAAAUAGACACGAAAUAUCUGAUGACAGACGCUUUUAUACCGAGAGACCAGCACGAAUUUACGACACAGAGCACACAGACGACAGAAUAUAUCCCUCAUCCAGCGCAAGGCGAAGACACAGAGGACACAGCUAG